Polyodon spathula (Mississippi paddlefish) is the source of this 2523-nucleotide messenger RNA. It is a transcript of the gene lhx1a, whose product is annotated as LIM homeobox 1a. Bases 778 to 1986 code for a protein of 402 amino acids. Gene Ontology annotation, cellular component: nucleus. The record is from RefSeq and is a predicted model, not a curated record. NCBI's taxonomy places the organism in Eukaryota, Metazoa, Chordata, Actinopteri, Acipenseriformes, Polyodontidae. Gene Ontology annotation, molecular function: DNA-binding transcription factor activity, RNA polymerase II-specific; RNA polymerase II transcription regulatory region sequence-specific DNA binding. The transcript is spliced from 5 exons. Gene Ontology annotation, biological process: regulation of transcription by RNA polymerase II; neuron differentiation.
GGCGCAGGUGUUCAGUGACGUAGCGAGGAUGUGAAUAAGGGUGGCGUGUGCCUCUAGGAACAUGCAGACUAGUGGAGCUUGUAUCGGGAGAAGCAACUGACUAAAGUGAUCAGUACAGGAACAGACAUGACAAAUACUCUCUAACUUCACACAAGCAAAGAGGACAGACACUGCAAGGGCUUAGGUAUUUAAAAAGCUACUUGAAGCAAAGAGCGAUGGGCAUGAAAAACACAAUCCUGCGAUUAUGGUAGGCAUGUUUAUUUUUGGUGCUAAUGAUACUGUCCGCCACAAAUUGCAUUAGAUGCAUGGCAUAGAUGUUAGUUAACUAUACUGACAGCACUGCUCGUAAUCCCUUUUACAUGCGCCCAACCUGACGAGCGCAGUGUGGGUUUGUGUUUUUAGUGCAAACAGGCCGUGGCAUGGUGCAAGCAUUGCAAGCAUUGUUUGGUCAUUUAUGUUUUGGAAGAAGAAAUAGAAGGCUGAUCUUCGUGGCUCCGGGCUGUGUUGCUCUACCUCAGAACUGACAAAAACCUCUUGUGGAAUCUUCGUAUUUUGGGCCAGAAAAGGGGGAGAACGAGCGAAAGAGAGAAGGGGGUUGGUUUUCUUUACCUUCUUCCUCGUCUUCUUCUUCUUAUUCUUCUUCUUCACCACUCCAAUCGACCCAGAGGACCUCACAGCAGACAAGAACCAAAUCCCUUCUAGUGAAAUCCACCGUGUUGCAAAUCAGCAGAGACAGACAGAAAGCCCCGCCGAUUCCUGGGACUGGAUCCAAAGACGAUGGUGCACUGUGCUGGGUGCGAAAGACCCAUUCUGGACAGGUUUCUGCUCAAUGUUCUAGACCGAGCCUGGCACGUGAAGUGUGUGCAGUGCUGCGAGUGUAAAGGCAAUUUAACGGAGAAGUGUUUCUCGAGAGAAGGGAAACUCUAUUGCAAAAACGACUUCUUUAGGCGCUUUGGUACCAAGUGUGCGGGCUGUUCUCAGGGCAUCUCCCCGAGUGACCUGGUGCGGAGAGCCAGGAGCAAGGUGUUUCACUUGAACUGCUUCACUUGCAUGAUGUGCAACAAACAGCUCUCCACCGGAGAGGAACUCUACAUCAUCGACGAAAACAAAUUCGUGUGUAAAGAAGACUUCCAGAACAGCAGCAGCGGCAAAGAUAGCAAUCUCCUCUCAGUAACAGCCUGUAGCGACCCCAGCUUAUCUCCGGAUUCUCAAGACCAGUUGCACGAUGACGUUAAAGAUUCGGAAGGCACGACCCUUUCUGACAAAGAAGGCGGUAAUAACGAGAAUGACGACCAGAACCUGGGCGGAAAGCGACGCGGCCCCCGCACCACCAUUAAAGCCAAACAACUGGAGACCCUGAAAGCGGCGUUCGCGGCCACGCCCAAGCCCACCAGACACAUCCGGGAGCAGCUGGCACAGGAGACGGGGCUCAACAUGAGGGUCAUUCAGGUGUGGUUCCAAAACCGGCGUUCCAAAGAGCGGCGAAUGAAGCAGCUGAGCGCGCUGGGUGCCCGCAGGCACGCGUUCUUCCGCAGCCCUCGGAGGAUGAGAACCCUGGUGGACAGACUCGAGCCCGGGGAGUUAAUCCCCAACGGCCCCUUCACCUACUACGGAGAUUAUCAAACUGAAUACUACGGCCCUGGAAGCAACUAUGAUUUCUUCCCUCAAGGACCGCCUUCAUCCCAGGCUCAAACCCCGGUGGACCUUGCUUUCGUAUCUUCGUCCGGACCUACAGGCACCCCCCUGGGUGGGAUGGACCACCCCUUACCUGGUCACCACCCCUCCAGCGACUCCCAGCGCUUCUCCGACAUCCUUUCCCACCACCCUGGGGACUCCCCCAGCCCGGAGCCCGGCAUUCCCGGCCCGCUACACAGCAUCUCCUCGGAGGUGUUCGGCCCCAGCCCUCCUUUUACCUCACUCUCUAUGAAUGGAGGGUACGGCUUGUCACACGCGCAGGCAGAAAUGAACGAAGCCGCGGUGUGGUAGCCACACAGUGCCCCCCGACUGGCAGUGCUCAGCGCUGCCGGAUGACAUGUACACAUUUACCUUGGUAUUGUCCUGAUGUACAGUACAACGAAACUAAACUUAAUACGUAACUAUGUUCCUGCCCUGUGUUGUGUGGACUGACGGAUCUGGCAUGGGUUCAAGGCAGUGUGUGGUGUGAUGGGCUCAGAUUGUCAAGCUCCAGUCUGUUCCACGCACACCACAGGAGAAAGAAGUGCCAUGCUCAAGAGAGGGCUUUGGCUUUUUUGGGGGUUGGGGGACAGUACAGGUUAUGUCAAAGCCUGUAGACAGCUUUACAGAAGCCCAGGCAGAAUGGAUGUCUCUUGGCUUGGAAAAGUGCUUACAAGCGAGCUAGAAGCAACAAGGUCAUUUAUUCUCAACUCAACGUGUUCCUCGUAUUUAUUUGAAGAAUUCUCAAACCUCUUUGCCUUCUCUAGGCUCUGCCAUAUGAAAACUCUGGUCACAUUUUUGACAGUAGAUGUAUUUCCACAAGCCCGGGGUUGGGGAGGUGGGGGGGGG